AUGCAACGCAUCAGAUGCGAAGCCAACACUGACACCCCUGACGACCACGACGCACCCUGUGAUGGUUGCAGAAAGAUCGGCGCCAACUCCAAGAUCCACCGCCUUCCGUGCAAACGGUGGAAGAUCACCGAGGUUAGGCUGUUCAAACCAGGCCAAGUCAAGGGCCUGGAGUGGACAAGGCGUUGGAAGGACACCACGAUGGCGCCUGACAUCUGCCAGUGGGACUCUCCCGAUGUCAAGAUCAUUAGGCUGACCGAGGGUUAUGCGGACGGUGUCCAGUUGCGAGUCCGUCGAUUCGUCAAGCAGAAUGGCGACAGGUUGCACCGCACCUGGUUCGAGAAUGGCGAGGAGCAGCGCUGGUACAUAGAACCGUACGCGCUAGUUGACCUCGAAGGGGCGAGGGCGCAAUACGACAACUACCUGAAGGCGGGGCUGAGUGGGAUGCUGAAGGCGCUGCUUGGUCCGAAGGAGAAACUGCUCUGGAGGACGUAUGAGCACGCCAUCCGGCGACUUAAGAGGCUGGAGACGCCUGAAGAGGAGAAAGAACUAAUCUCCAAGACUCUCGACCUAUGGGCAGCUGUCCGCCUGACGACAAAAUCGUUCCAGAUCAUUGGGCAGGAGACGCUCGGGAUCCAACCCCUCAAAGGAAGCGUCCCUAUUCCGCCUGUGAUGGGAGCGCAGCUCGACUUCAUCCUCCUGAACCAGACGCUGCCCAAGCUUCGAAGGGAAACGUUGGAGUGCUUGCAGAACAUGACGCAGGCGAAGAAGCAGAGGACUUGGCUGACGACGUACCUUGUCACGUUCAUACUACUGCACAACGUGGCCCUUAUCACGGCUCACGACCGUAGCUAUGCCAAGAAACACGGUCUGAAGAGCAACUUUGCCAGGAAGGACAUGGUAGAACAGUACCACUUAGGUGCCAAUAUCUUCCUAGCCUACUAUCAUUACUGCAACAAGGGAGUCUACCCAUUCUCGACGGAAUGCAAGGAUUCUGACCUGCAGAACUUGGCCGAGCUGGACGAAGGGUCGAUUAAUUUCGUCAAGUACACGAGGAAUUAUGCCAAGGAGCACAAGGAUCAGUGGGACGAUCUGCACAUGGCCAAGGACUACGGCAACGACUACUACUUCAUCAGACAGCUGUUCGAGCAGAAUUGGACUCCGCAGUCAACGACUGUCGACUAA
Diaporthe citri is the source of this 1182-nucleotide messenger RNA. RefSeq lists its product as uncharacterized. The transcript has 5 exons. NCBI's taxonomy places the organism in Eukaryota, Fungi, Ascomycota, Sordariomycetes, Diaporthales, Diaporthaceae. The record is from RefSeq and is a predicted model, not a curated record. The coding region runs from base 1 to 1182 and encodes 393 amino acids.